GCAAAAUUACACUGUAUUAGUUCCGCAUAAAAGCCGAGGUGACGAACAGACAGACUGUACAAGAAAGUCGCAGACAGACAACAAACCAUGGCGGUGAAUGUCUUUAGCACGAGUGGUACCUCUGAGAACAUGAGCAGACAUGACAUGCUUAAUUGGGUCAAUGACAAUUUACAAACCAACUAUUCAAAAAUAGAAGAAUUAUGUUCAGGUGGUGUUUACUGUCAGUUCAUGGACAUGCUGUUUCCAGGAAAUCUCCCUGUGAAAAAAGUAAAAUUCGUUACUAAGUUAGAACAUGAGUAUAUAGCGAAUUUCAAGCUGCUGCAAAAUUGUUUCAAGAAACUGGGUGUGGACAAGGUUAUUCCAGUAGAAAGACUUGUAAAGGGACGUUUUCAAGAUAAUUUUGAAUUUUUACAAUGGUUUAAAAAAUUCUUUGAUGCCAAUUAUGGUGGAGAAGAAUAUGACGCAUUAGGAAGCCGGCAAAAUCAGGCUAUGGGAGCACCGCCAAAACAAACCACAACACGCUCACCUGCUGCAAAGACCUCCGCCAAACCUGCCAGAUCAGUUCCAUCUUCUCAAACAAGAAGUCCAUCUGGUUAUGGCACCAAACAGACUGCAGUGUCUCGUGCAAAUAACCAUGCAGCAGGAGACAAGGGCUCGGAGAAAGUAUCAGAACUUAACCAAAAGGUUCAGGAUUUACAGCUCACAGUGGAAGGUCUUGAAAAGGAGAGAGAUUUCUACUUUGGAAAAUUGAGGGAUAUUGAAGUGCUGUGUCAGGACCAUGAAGACAAUCAGCAUAUAAAAGGCAUUAUGGAUAUCUUAUACCAGACUGAGGGAGAACAAGACACUGACAACCAUACUGAAAAUUGAAAACACCACACGUGGGAUUGAUGGCUUUGCACCACCAGAAGAUGAAGUUGGCAACGAAAUCGAUAACGGAGAGGAAGAAGAAUAUUAGUUGACCAUCGCUAAAGACUGAUGUAUAUAUUUUUGUGGCCAACCCUCCUUACAUCCAAGUUUUGGACUGAUAUAAUAGGGUGAUAUUUGUUUGAGAUCUUGGAAGGUUGUAAGGAGAGAGUGGUCAGCUGAGGACACUACAGACUUCCUUCAGAUACACACAUUCACACACAGAACGAAAGGAAGAAUGAAUGCAAGGAAAGAAUCUACUUUGACGUGAUAACAUUAGCUGGACAUACUGUAGUGUACCUGGUUCUGUACAUGUGGACACAUUGAUACAGAACGAAUGUAUCUGUCUCUAUGCUAGGGCUUUUUUAGGGUUGGACUGUGUCAUCUAUCAGUAUACAAGGUCAGAAGUGUUAUAAAUAUACCUAGUGCUACAACAUGCAAACAGCAAAUGGUGUUUGCUUCAUGAUUUGUAAUUUUUGUCAAAAUGUUCAUUUUUUUGUGAUAAAGAUUGAGAUCUGUGUUCUUUUUGCUAAUUUCCUGUUAAAUCAAACACUGGUGUAAAUUAUUGCUGUUUUCUACACCGUUAAGAAAACUGCUUAACUUGAUUCCCUCCGUUAUCGUUGUCAGAAAUGUUUUCAGUACACAUGCAUAUUUCGCUAAAUCACAAGAUGGAAAGUCAUAGAAUGAAAUAAUUUGGGUGAUAAUGUGGUUGAGCUCUAUUGAUGUUAAUUCAUCUUACCAUGUUGUCACUUGAACUUGGGAAUGAAGUGGAAUGAAUUAACAUGCAGAACCUUUUCAAUCCCAGAAUUUGCAAUCAACUGCUUUUUGUAGAACCAUUAUUUUCUCUGUGUUAUUGGGUCUUUUUUCAACCAGAUACUAAACAAGGGAUAAGAUUUGUAUUAUUUGUGUGUUGGUGUUCAGUUGGUAGUUGUUUAAGGAAGAGAAUCAUUUUAAUUCUCAAUCACUUUGUUCAUGUAUUGGAAAUUAGAUAUUCGAAGAAUCACAAUAAAUAGCAAAGUAAAAGACAUGUUGGGUAAUUUAAACCCUCGGUGUGAUCACUUUAAAACUAUCAGCUUGAAGCCAAACAUAUUUGAAAAGAUAUUUCAGUAGAUAUGUCUUGAGGCAAGUAUUUUAGUUUGCUUAAACUAUCAAUAUUCAUUGUCUCAAUUAAAGAAAUCCUGUAUUUUGAAACAUCAGGGUAGUCCUAUGACAGUGGAUCUGCACAAUAGUCUUAAUAUUUGCCAUUACCUACUUGAGAAUGCUGAUAAAGAUGCUUCUUCUUGUUGUGAAGUGGGUUAAAAUGCUUCUCUAGAAUUGAGUUUGUUGGUCACUUGUUAUGUUACGCUUGAUGGUGUCUUGUUGAUAGAGAUGACUUGAUGAGAUUUCAUCACUCUGAGGGAGAUGCAUCUGACCUGAGAUGCACAAGCUGAGUUCUGUCGUAUCGGUUGCUUUUUAUACUUUUCGUACAAUUUUGCUUGCCGUUACAACUGGAAAAGUGUAUUGAUGGUUUGUGGAGGCUUGGUCAACAUUUUGGGUGAUGCAUAGUUAUAAAAUGUAAAUUAUUUAUCAUUUAAAUCAAAAUUAGGGUGUCAUUAUAGUGCUAAUUGUUACUGUUUAAAAUAUAUGUGUAUUUGUACUCUCAAAUAUUCAUUAUGCUAAUGGUGUUUUUACAAUCACUGGAUUUUUCCUAAAUGUUCGAUUUUUAAUAAGCUCCGUGAUGUGCUAUACAUACAAGUGAAUGCUAAUAAUUCAGAGCCAAUCACAGGAUUUCCUGUGGCUGUCAAGUUUUUGAAAAGGUUUCUCCUACUUAGUUUAAAGUUACGACUUGCAGAACUGACGGUGAGGCCACUGUAAGUAUAACAUAAAGGUUACAGGAUACAGCAUUAACAUGUUCUAUUUAUAAGUAUUUUAUAAUAUGCAAUUUCGCACUUAAGUAUACCGGUAAAUUGUUUCAUAUAUAGUAUAGGAUUUUUUUUAAACUGAAGGUUUAAUAAAAUAUUGUCUGUUCAAAAUUAAAUAUUGGCAAUGACAGUGACAAUGAAUCUCAAUAUGCUACCAGAUUUUAAAGUUGUUCUAAUUGGUAAGUGUACAAAUUAUUAAUUGCUUCAUUUCUGGAUGGAAUGGUUUUAACUUGGGACAUACAAUUUCUAAAAUUUUGAGAAGCUCGUCAAAUAGUUCAAAUUUAGAAAUUGGAAAUGAAAUGGUAGAUUUGUAUUUAAUGUUGGAAUUGUACAACAUGACAAUAGAAGCUUUUCAUGGUUUGUCAGUAUUUUGAUUACAUUGUCAUUUCAAUCCUAAAAUACAUUUUUGAGAAAAAGGGAAAAUUUAUGGCAUUAUUUCCUUGGUUAUAAAGUUGCAGAUAUUUGCUUUUUUAACAUUUUGCAAAAUUCAUUGUUUAUAGUCAAUAUACUUUAAUCUGAAUACAUUUUAUAUGAUAUUUAUGUACUCGGUUUGUGAUUACCACUUAUGUAUUAUAUCUUAAAGUAAAUAACUGUUCAGCAUGCAUACUUUUGUUUCUCAGUUGAGAAGAAAAUCCUGUAUAAAUGUUAACUUCUUGUUCACAAUUUCAAUGUUUCUAUUGCAAGAAUUGUAAUGCAUAAAGCCAUUUUAAAAUAGCCGAAAUGUUCAAAAAGAGGAUAAUAAUAAAAAAAUAACACCAAAGCAAGAUAUA
Mizuhopecten yessoensis (Yesso scallop) is the source of this 3574-nucleotide messenger RNA. Its product is annotated as microtubule-associated protein RP/EB family member 3-like. Gene Ontology annotation, molecular function: microtubule plus-end binding. Gene Ontology annotation, cellular component: cytoplasmic microtubule; microtubule plus-end; spindle midzone. Lineage: Eukaryota; Metazoa; Mollusca; Bivalvia; Pectinida; Pectinidae. The record is from RefSeq and is a predicted model, not a curated record. Bases 88 to 867 code for a protein of 259 amino acids. The transcript is spliced from 9 exons. Gene Ontology annotation, biological process: spindle assembly; regulation of microtubule polymerization or depolymerization; protein localization to microtubule plus-end.